Molecule: messenger RNA, 2470 nt
Organism: Balaenoptera acutorostrata (minke whale)
Lineage: Eukaryota; Metazoa; Chordata; Mammalia; Artiodactyla; Balaenopteridae
Gene: TMEM268
Product: transmembrane protein 268
Exons: 9
Coding region: 238-1275 (345 amino acids)
Source: RefSeq, a predicted model, not a curated record
CGGGGGCGGGACCCGGGAGGGCGGCGCACGGCGCGGGCGGCGGGCGGAGCGCGGGCAGCGGUGCCCCGAGGCUGCGGCGCUGUGGGGCGGCGGUGCCCCUCGACCCGCGUCCCCGGGCUCCCCGGGCGGCGGUGAGGGCGGCGACGGCGGCGCGGACGGGCAGGCGAAGCUGAGCUGGCUGCUCCAGGAUGCACCACAGCUCUGAGAAGGGGAAGUAGAAGUCCUGCUGGCUCUGCUAUGGCGUGUGAACCGCAGAUGGACCCCGGCGGGGAGGCCGGCCCCUUGCCCACCUCCUCCCCUGGGUGGAGCACCCUGCCUGGCGGGAGCCCUCCUGGCUGGGGACAAGAGCUCCACAAUGGCCAGGUCCUCACCGUUCUCCGGAUUGACAAUACCUGUGCACCCAUCUCCUUCGAUCUGGGAGCCGCCGAAGAACAACUGCAGACCUGGGGCAUUCAGCAGGUCCCGGCUGAGCAGUACAGGAGCCUGGCUGAGAGUGCCCUCUUGGAGCCCCAAGUGAGAAGAUACAUCAUCUACAACUCGAGGCCUAUGCGGCUGGCCUUCGCUGUGGUGUUCUAUGUGGUGGUGUGGGCCAACAUCUACUCCACCAGCCAGAUGUUCGCCCUGGGGAACCACUGGGUGGGUGUGCUGCUCGUGACCCUGGCUGCCAUGAGCCUGACCCUGACUCUUGUGCUCAUUUUCGAGAGACACCAGAGGAAGGCCAACGCCAACACGGACCUAAGGCUGGCAGCUGCCAACGGAGCCCUCCUGAGACACCGGGUGCUGUUGGGGGUGACAGACACGGUGGAAGGCUGCCAGAGUGUGAUUCAGCUCUGGUUUGUCUACUUCGACCUGGAGACCUGUGUGCAGUUUUUGUCCGACCAUGUUCGAGAAAUGAAGACGAGCCAAGAGUCCUUGCUGAGAAGCAGAUUGAGCCAGCUGUGUGUUGUCAUGGAGACUGGGGUGAGCCCCACGGUAGCCGAGGGGCCGGAGAACCUGCUGGAGGAAGCUCCUCUCCUGCCCAGCAGUCCUCGUCCCACGGAGAGGCCACUCAUGCAGACCGAGCUUCGCCAGCUUAUUCCUGAGGCUGAGCCAGAGGAAAUGGCCCAGCAGCUGCUGGCAGUGUUUGGUGGCUACUACAUCCGGCUCCUGGUGACCUCUCAGCUCCCCCAGGCAUUGGGCACACGACACACGGACUCUCCAAGGAUUCCAUGCCCCUGCCAGCUCAUAGAAGCCCACAUCCUGGGCACAGGGUGCUGCCCAUUCCUGGCCAGGUGACCUAGGGACGAAGGUACUCAUCUUCUUCCAAGGCUGAAGGUGAGAAGUCAGGGAGGCCUCAGGAGCCCAUGGUGGCCGACGGUGAGCCCUAGGCGAGGGGAGCAGCAUCUGGGGGCACUCUGAGGCUGUCCGUCAUGUCAGCACUGGGAAUACUGUUCUCACUCCAGGACCCUGCGCAAGAAUGGCUUGUCGACAUCCCACACUGACCCCUGGCCUUUGCAGAAGCCGAUGGUCCCACUCUGAGGUGCUUUCUGUGCUGCUGAGAACUGUGGGUGUGGAUGAAAGGGCCACCCGCACAUCCCUUUCAUUGUCUGGAGAGCCCAGGAAAUGUGAAGAUGACCAGACCGGGCUGAACGUGUGUCCAAAGCUUGGUCUCAGGUGAUGCUCCUGUCCCCACCCCCUUCUUGUCAGAUGGAGACUCAAGACACUGCUCUUUGUGGCAUUGCCUUGGGCCCCUUAGAUGAUAAGAAGCCUCUUCCCAAUCUGAAGUGAAGAAGUAAAUUCUCAGAAUGUUCUCUGUUUUUAAGUUGUUUUUUCCCUACAUUUUCUGAAAAACGAUGGCGCUUGGGCUUGUAUGCUAGCACACAGGCCUUCAGGAGUAGGAAACAAACAGCCUGUAGCUGCUAAUGGGAAUAUUUGGAAAAGACCAAUCCUGUCUGAUUGGAGGACAUAUUUUGUUCAAAGGCAUGCUUGCUCGUGGGUAUGGUUUCCUGCUGCAGAUGGAGAAUGGCAGUUUGUUCCUUAACACUAACACUCCUGGAGUGAAGCGUAAUCUGUCACUUGUGGAAUUCCAUGAAGAGCUCAGAGGCUGCCAGGUGCUCUGCGUCUGAACAAGUUUGAAGACCCAUUGUUCCCUAGGCCCAAAUCCAAAAGCCCUAGCCUGGCAUUUAAAGGCUCCCCAGCACCUAAGACCUGGCUUUCAUCUGCAAUUUUGGCUUCAUCGCCCAUAAAAAUCCUUCAUAGGUUGAAACUCUUUUCCUGGACUGACACACCUGUUCCUGUGUAUCUGCUGGAUUCCUAUGCAUGCUUUUGUAAAAAAAAAUUUUUUUAAUUGAGGUAUGAUUGAUGUAAGAUAUAUACAAGGUUCAGGUGUACAACAUAGUGAUUCACCAUUUUUAAAUGUUAUACUCCACUUAUAGUUAUUAUAAAGUAUUGACUGUAUUCCCUGUGUUGUACAAUAUAUCUUUGUAGCUUA